UUCUGAAGUCAGAACUUUACAGGAUAGAGUUUAAUCUUGUUGAGCAAGUGAACAGUGAGAUCUACUUGAAAGUCAUGCCUAAAGAGAACAAAUAUAGCAGGAAGUUCCUCCAAUCGUAAUGAAUCAAAACAUCACAUACAGUUAUUUAACGUAUGGGUUCACAGGUGUAUCUCCAGUAUCUAUAUUUCCCAGUGCACUUGAAGACAACAAUAUUUAUUCGAUGACAACUGCAGGAGUUGAUGUGAUCAUGGAUGUGAUGACGUCUUCCCUACUGGGGGAUCUUUCUCACAGGAAAAACUGCGUCAAGCUCAACAGAAACACACAGAGUAAAACCGGGAAAAGAGUGAAUAGUAUAGUAAAUUGCCUGUUUUUUUUUUUUUUUUUUUUUUUUUUUUUUAAAAAGUCGUUACAAAACAAUUCACAUAAUACUGUAUGUGAAUUGUGUGUGUAGACCUCAGAUGGUAUAAUAUUUAUUGGAUUCAAGCAUGUAAAGGAUUAAUUGGUCACCAUUUUAAACAAACAUGUAGCCUACCUGUCUUUAAAAUCUGCAUGAUUUGUAAUCGAAACUUGAAAGUGCCCGAAAGAAUAAAACGCAUAAGGUCAAAAUAAAAAAUAAAGAAAACUAUAAAUAUCAUUAAGUUCUCCCAGGAAAUUCGAUUAUCCUCUGAUAAAUAUCGCAAAAUGUCACGCUCAUGCUUAUGGGUUUUAUUUCGAAAAUUGCAACCGGAAGUCAUUUUAUUUCUGCCUGACUUCACAUUUUAAUUGUCCCCACACGGAGGGCGAGGAGUGUUCAGUUUUAGCAACUCUUCUUCAACUCUUUGGACACUUUCUGUAUUGCUGUGAUUCUGUGUACUUGAAAGGAUAAGUGAUACGUGUUUACACCCCAUUAAAUCCUCUCUUUACUACCCGGCUCCCACUAACGGUGUGCAGGCUGUUUUUUUCCUAAUCAACAUUAGUCCGUUAACGUUUUUCGUACGGCAGACCUCUCCAGAUACAACGAUGGAACCCAGAGGAUUUUAUCUCAGUUUUUCAUUUUAUCGAAAGGAAACUGGGAAAUAGCACGAGCGUUACCAAUGAUUUCAAACUUCUGUGGUUGUUUACAAAAUGAGUGGGAGAAAUGGGACUCUACUAGCACAAGAAGGCCCGUGAAGAGAUAAAGGAAGCAACCGUAAACCUUGUGGCGCCCUUGCUUCAGAUGGUCAUUUGUGGAUUAAUUAAUACCUGAAUCUGUGGAUUUUUGCUUUCAUCUUUGCAAGGAAGUCCGUGAUGCAUUCCGUUAUGGAGAACUGAGGGUUGGCUGAAACUUGCCCCCUCUCAUCAUGCUGGCUCUGAGACUGGAGCAGGGCAGGCGGGGGGCUGGUGAGGUUGACCGUUUGCAGAAAGAGGCCACCUCUGCCUGGCAGGAGCGGCAGCCUGGGAGGCCACCUUCUCUUGGCAACAUCAGGGAGAAGAUCUCCCAGUGGGAAGGUCGUAGUCAACAGGGCAACAACCAGGAUGCUGGAGUGAGAGCGCACCCUCCGUGUGUAUUCCGAACUCUGUCUGGAGACCUCCUGGACAACAGAUGUUUCAACGAGGUUUCAAGAGGAGGGCUACAGGCAAAAUCCAGCCUCUCCAAAGCAAAGAACUUUGGGUUAGAUUUUCGGGAAUCCCCAGCACAAAUCGGGCACAGCGUGGUUGGUAGGAAGUCAGAACCUCUGCAGAAAUCUGCCACUGAAUUUUCAACCACAUCACCGGGAAAACCUUCCAAAACUGAGGCAAAUGCCGUAAUCUCUGCAGUGAAACAAAACAUUACUGCCAAUGGUGAAAAAAUGGGACGCAUCUUGGAUAUUGAAUCAGUCUCUAAAUCUCUACCUCUCUCAACGGAUGACCAAGAAGACAACAUGCCCGCUGGAAACUUCUACACUUCACGGGGUUUCUGGCGAAAGCUUGAGGGAGACCGACUGCUCUGGGAAAAAGGCAGGGAUUCUUCAGGUGAACCUCAACCCCCUCCCAAACCUCAGCGAACAUUCCAGUAUCGGGGAGCCAACAACAACAACAGCACGGGGCACACAGUGCAGUGGGACAGUAGAUCGCCUCAUAACAACCACUCCAACGUGAGGAACAGGAGGGUAGCUCAGCCUCCUAACUUCCCACCUCCUCCGUGUCCAGUUACAAAAGCUGAAGGACUUUCAAGGCAUAAAAAGAACAGGAAGUCCUUUGAGUAUGAGGAUGCGGCGCGUCUCACAGUGCAGCGAGGCACGCUGGGAGACGAGGCCAGACACUCGGGUAUUUACCAUGCCUACUCUGAUGACAACAUUUACGAGGAUAUCGUGUUGACCAGCGAUAGCCCCUAUGAGGAUGUCAAGCUGUCUCCCACGUGUCUUCCUAUUUCAAGGCAACACGUCCCAAAGUUGCCUCCUAAACCCCAAACAUUGCACGUCUAUACGGGCAAAGCAGAAAGGAAGGUAUUAACAGCGUCCAAAUCUACAACCCUUGCAGAUAAACCAGCUGCACCCCGACGCACAAGCAUACAAAAAACACACAGGACAUCUCAGUAUGUCAACAAGAUCGAGACCAUCUUUGACGACAAGAGAGGGAGGAAGAGAGUGAAGAACCAAGGAGUCUUAGUGCGAGCAGAGGAGAACAGCGGGACAGAGAGCGACCCUGAGGACAGCACCAAAGGAGGCUCCAGAAGAUCAGUUUACAAACAGUCUACACUGAAACGUCGGCCAGGCUACCGCACCCUGGAAAAAGACUUGAUCCAGUUGCAGCAGCAGCAGCUUUUCCAGAUCUUUGUUGUGGUGUCGCUGAGAAAAGCCUCCUCAGGAAACACAUACUCUCCUGAAAUUACACAACAGUUCCCCAAAAUGUUUGAGAAGUCAUCCCGGCUCUCCAAAGAAGCUGAGGAUCAGCUGAAUGUGAUUCCCAAAUUCUGUUUCCCCGAUUCUCAGGACUGGAAGCCCUCUGCUCACAUGCCAAGUGAGACCUUUUCUUUUGUGCUGACUGGAGAGGACGGCAGCCGCUGGUUUUGUUACUGCCGUAAGAUCCUGCCCAGUGGAAAGGGGAAGAGACUCCCUGAGGUGCACUGUAUUGUCAGCAAGCUGGGCUGUUUCAACCUGUUUGCAAAGAUUCUAGAAGAGGUGGAGAGGCGCAGAGAAAUUUCCUCAGCUCUGGUUUACCCUUUUAUGCGUAACGUGAUGGAGGCCCCUUUUCCAGCCCCCGGACGCACAGUCACCAUCAAGAGCUUCCUCCCUGGCUCCGGGAAUGAGGUACUGACUCUGUGUCGACCGGUGGACUCCAGGCUGGAGCAUGUGGACUUUGACAGUCUGCUGCAGUGUCUCAGUGUCGGUAAACUCCUGCAAGUGUUCGCUUCCCUUCUGCUUGAGAGGAGAGUCAUCUUCAUUGCUGACAAACUCAGUGUGUUGUCUCGAUGUGGCCACGCAGCGCUGGCGCUGCUGUACCCGUUCACUUGGCAGCACACUUUUGUGCCCGUGUUACCAGCCAGCAUGCUGGACAUUAGCUGUUCCCCCACCCCGUUCCUCAUCGGGGUGCUGGCACCCUGCCUGCCACAGCUGCUGGAGCUGCCCAUUGAGGAGGUGCUCAUAGUGGAUCUGUGUGCAGACAAGUUUGUCAUUCAGCUGGGUGAUGAAGACUGCAUCCUGCCUAGUAAACUGCAAGCAGCACUACAGCAGAUCCUGGAAGAGAGAGAAGAUAUCCUGAGAAAAGACACCGGAGGCACACACGGAGACCGGCAGGCUGACCUGAGCUCCCUGGUGUCAGAGGGCUUUGUGCGGUUCUUUGUGGAGAUGGUAGGCCACUAUCCUCUCCACAUGGUCGAGUCCUCCAGCGGAAGCAAGGAACUCCAGCGCGACUCCUUCCGUAAAUCCCACCCCUCCCGCGGGGUCCGCCAGUUCUUGCAGCUCUUCAUGGACACGCAGAUGUUUGCUGGCUUCAUUCAGGACAAAGAGCUGAGCAAAGGAGGAGGAAGAGGUCUCUUUGAAGUGAGAGUGGCCGAGUAUCUGGAUUCAUGCCCUGAACCUGAGCCAAGUGGCGUGAACAGAUUUCUUAAAGGACUGGGAAACAAGAUGAAGCUCCUGCAAAUGAAAUGAAAAAGAGCUCCACUUCAGCUUGUAAAUGAAAGACUAUGUCGCUGCUGAAUUAGACAGAAGAAAUGAUUGUGGAGUAAAGCAUGUGAAUGUGAGCAGGAAGAAUUUAAAUAUGUUACAGGCCUGCAUGUCUGACAGCAGUGCAUUUCUCAUUGGAUGAAAACUGGAAAAAAUUUUUAAGUUGUUUGUGAAAACAACAAAAUGUCAAUUUAAAAGGAAACUUGUUUACUUUUCAUAUAUUUGGAUCAGGAUAUUUAACUCUAAGGCUACAUUUCAGUCUUGUAAGUACUCAACAGGCUAUGUGCAUGGGUUGUUAAUGUUGUUGUUUUUUAAUCAUUUUUAUGUAAAUAUCCUCCUCAUGAUAUUCCUUUCAGCACAGGCUGUACAGUCUUUGAAUAGUUUCUGUUUGCAUUUCAGAUUUAGGUGAGGUUUAUUAAUUCAAGACAUUUUAAAGUGUUAAUCUCAUCCAAAUCAGUGUGCUUUGAUACUUUCUAUCUGUGACUUUCUCCCUGUUAACUGGAGCCGUACAUAUAUAUUUUUUUUUUACAUUUUGCACAUGGUCAGAACCAAUGUACAGUAUUUGGAAUAUUUUUGUAUGAAAGCAUGAAGUGUCCUACAUACUUUUUAAAUAAAUAAGUUCCCAAGGACUGUAUGAAA
This is a messenger RNA of Mugil cephalus (flathead mullet), 4742 nucleotides long. It is a transcript of the gene dennd2c, whose product is annotated as DENN/MADD domain containing 2C. Lineage: Eukaryota; Metazoa; Chordata; Actinopteri; Mugiliformes; Mugilidae. The record is from RefSeq and is a predicted model, not a curated record. The coding region runs from base 1320 to 4088 and encodes 922 amino acids. The transcript has 19 exons.